AACGUUCAUCGAGACGAAAAAACUUCUCUCCCCUGCUUCCAUAAUCGGCGUUGACUUCUUCUAGAGCACAAGAUAGAGGAGGACUCGACAGAAGCAACGGGCCGAAGCCCAAUUGCCCAAGCUCACCUACAAUAAAAUGUGCCCGUGUACAAUUUUGUUGAAGAAGCAAAAGAAAAUUCGAAAUUACUGGCCACGCCCGCCAAAUUUAAAGCUGCAGACCCAGACUGCGGGACAAAAUUUGCCUCAGGCAGCGGCAUUGGGAGCUCCCAGCCAAUGAGCGUGCUCCUAAAUGGAUCCGUAAGGGAAACCCACUAGCGCUGUAAAUGGGCUUUCCAUCCGUCCAAGACAGCAGAUCCGUUUUCGAAACGAACGCCCAUCCCACUCGACUCUGAGUCCUUAACUUCUCUCGCCGCAACGUACAUCACGUUCAAUCCGUCAAGGCGACACGAUGCUCCGACAGUCUCUGGCACGUUCGGCUUGGCGGACCGGCAGGCGGGCCGCCGCUGCCUCGAGGGCAUUCGCGACAACGCCCAGACGGUCUGCCGAGGUGGAGCUCACCAUUGAUGGAAAGAAGGUCUCGAUCGAAGCUGGGUCGGCUCUGAUCCAGGCCUGCGAAAAGGCCGGAGUUACUGUCCCUAGAUACUGCUACCACGAAAAACUAAUGAUUGCCGGUAACUGCCGUAUGUGCCUGGUCGAGGUUGAGCGGGCACCUAAGCCUGUAGCCUCAUGCGCCUGGCCAGUGCAGCCUGGUAUGGUUGUCAAGACCAAUUCACCUCUUACACACAAGGCCCGCGAGGGUGUCAUGGAGUUUCUGCUGGCCAACCACCCCCUCGAUUGCCCCAUUUGCGACCAAGGUGGUGAAUGUGACCUUCAGGAUCAAUCCAUGCGAUAUGGUGCCGACCGAGGACGAUUCCACGAGAUUGGGGGCAAGCGAGCAGUCGAGGACAAGAACAUUGGACCCCUGAUCAAGACCUCGAUGAACCGAUGCAUCCAGUGCACCAGAUGUGUCCGAUUCGCCAACGAUAUUGCUGGUGCUCCUGAACUUGGUUCAACUGGCCGCGGUAACGACCUGCAGAUUGGCACCUACCUUGAGAAGAACCUGGAUACCGAGCUCUCCGGAAACAUUAUCGACCUCUGCCCCGUUGGUGCCCUGACCUCCAAGCCAUAUGCUUUCCGAGCUCGUCCCUGGGAGCUGAAGCACACCGAGUCCAUCGACGUUCUCGACGGCCUGGGAUCAAAUAUCCGUGUCGACUCUCGCGGUCUGGAAGUUAUGCGUGUUAUCCCCCGACUCAACGACGAUGUCAACGAGGAAUGGAUCAACGACAAGACUCGAUUCGCCUGCGACGGCCUCAAAACCCAGCGACUUACCGUGCCCCUGAUCCGAAGAGAAGGAAAGUUCGAGACUGCUGACUGGGAGGAGGCUUUGACCGUAAUUGCCAAGGCCUAUCAGCAGACUAGCCCCAAGGCCAAUGAGUUCAAGGUCAUUGCUGGUGCGCUUACUGAAGUAGAGUCCCUCGUCGUGGCCAAGGAUAUGGCCAACAAGCUCGGAUCCGAGAACCUCGCCCUCGAUACCCCCACCGGCAGCCAGCCCAUUGCUCACGGUGUUGACGUGCGAUCCAACUACCUCUUCAACUCCAAGAUCUGGGGUAUCGAGGACGCUGACUGCAUUCUCAUCGUCGGAAGCAACCCUCGCCAUGAGGCUGCCGUUCUGAACGCUCGUAUCCGCAAGCAGUGGAUGCGCUCCGAUCUUGAGAUUGGUGUUGUUGGUGAGACCUGGGAUUCCACUUUCGAGUUUGAUCACCUGGGUGCCGACCACGCUGCCUUGAAGAAGGCUCUGGCUGGCCCCUUUGGCAAGAAGCUCCAGGCCGCCAAGAAGCCCAUGAUCAUUGUUGGAUCUGGUGUCACCGACCACGUUGACGCCAAGGCUUUCUACGAGACCGUUGGUGCCUUUGUCGACCAGAACGCCGCCAACUUCAGAACCGCUGAGUGGGACGGCUACAAUGUUCUCCAGAGAGAAGCCUCAAGGGCUGGUGCCUUUGAGGUUGGCUUUGUCACUCCCUCCGCCGAGGUUGCCCAGACCAAGCCCAAGUUUGUCUGGCUCCUCGGUGCCGACGAGAUCAACGAGACGGACAUCCCCAAGGACGCCUUUGUUGUUUACCAGGGCCACCACGGUGACCGCGGCGCUCAGAUUGCUGACAUUGUUCUGCCUGGCGCUGCCUACACCGAGAAGGCCGGUACUUACAUCAACACUGAGGGACGUGUCCAGAUGACCCGUGCCGCUACCUCACUGCCCGGUGCCGCCCGAACUGACUGGAAGAUUCUCCGAGCAGCCUCCGAGUUCCUCGGUGCCCCUCUGCCUUACGACGAUGUCGCGGCUGUGCGUGACCGCAUGGUCGAGAUCAGCCCUGCGCUGGCUGCCUACGACGUCGUUGAGCCAGUUGCCCUGAAGCAGCUGAGCAAGGUUCAGCUGGUGGAGCAGAACAAGGGUGCCAAGGCCAGCAACUCUCCUUUGAAGAAGGUUAUCGACAACUUCUACUUCACAGACGUCAUCUCCAGAAGCUCACCGACAAUGGCUCGCUGCUCAGCGGCCAAGAUCACUGGCGACCCCAGGACGAACUUUAUGGCUCCUGGAAUGGAGGAGGAUAGACCCAUGGGCCAGGUUGCGUACGGAGCUUAAGAUGGGUGUGAUGUAUUAAAAAAAAUUAGAAGAAAUUUUCCCUUGCGGUUCCGGAGCGCUAUGUCGAUAUGUACAUAUAUAUAUAGGACGUUAGGGUUAGAUGUUGUUUUUAAAUAUGUUAACCAAAACCCGGUGGCUGUUAUGCUUUCCUUCCUCCCCCCUUUUUUCCUGCGUAGUGGUAUCUUUAUGCCUCCCCUGCAGCUGUAUGACAAUAUGCUUAGUACACCCCCCAUCCAUCCCAACGCCACUCUCAUUCCUUUCUGGCUCAGUAU
Molecule: messenger RNA, 2949 nt
Organism: Trichoderma atroviride IMI 206040
Lineage: Eukaryota; Fungi; Ascomycota; Sordariomycetes; Hypocreales; Hypocreaceae
Biological process (GO): ATP synthesis coupled electron transport; cellular respiration
Cellular component (GO): membrane
Molecular function (GO): iron-sulfur cluster binding; NADH dehydrogenase (ubiquinone) activity
Source: RefSeq, a predicted model, not a curated record